This is a messenger RNA of Didymodactylos carnosus, 261 nucleotides long. The record is from the annotation of a GenBank genome assembly. Lineage: Eukaryota; Metazoa; Rotifera; Eurotatoria; Philodinida; Philodinidae.
AUGGCAUUCGACGGCAACCGUGACGGAUACAUAAACCAAGCUGAAGCUCGUGAUGCGGCCGAAUUUCGAGCCGGUGAUAUGACUCGGGAUGGGGCACUGAACCCCGCUGAGUUCGGACGUGUUGAAAAUCCACGUGAGUUCGGCCAGUACGACUCGAAUCGUGAUGGACUUGUUGAUACUCCUGAGUACGAGCGUGGAGAGGCGCGUGAAUUCGAUCAUCAACGUGAGUUAGACUGGGAGACUGGGAACAUUUUUCCAUAA